Molecule: messenger RNA, 1006 nt
Organism: Dreissena polymorpha
Lineage: Eukaryota; Metazoa; Mollusca; Bivalvia; Myida; Dreissenidae
Product: multiple epidermal growth factor-like domains protein 11
Exons: 8
Coding region: 113-1006 (297 amino acids)
Molecular function (GO): scavenger receptor activity; calcium ion binding
Source: RefSeq, a predicted model, not a curated record
CAACGAUACCCAUUGGGGCGAAGGUUGCAGUAAAAAGUGUGGUCGUUGUGCGGGAGGCGUACCGUGUGAUUCAAGAACUGGACAUUGUGAUGGGGGAUGUGAGCCUGGCUACAUGAACUCGCCAUUAUGUGAUAAAGCGUGCUUAAAUGGAAGGUGGGGCGAAGACUGCAAUCGUGUAUGCGGUCGUUGCCAGGGAAACACACUAUGUGAUAAGCGGACUGGAGAGUGUCCUGGAGCGUGUGAGCCUGGUUAUCAGACAACACGUUUAUGUGAUACACCGUGCUUAAACGGAAACUGGGGCGAUGGAUGCAAUCGACAAUGCGGUCGUUGCCAGAGACCCGGAAUAUGUAAUCCGCGGACUGGAGAGUGUCCUGGGACGUGUGAGCCUGGUUAUCAGACAACACGUUUCUGUGAUACACUGUGCUUAAAUGGAAGGUGGGGCGAAGACUGCAAUCGCCAAUGCGGUCGUUGCCAGGGAAACACACUAUGUGAUAAGCGGACUGGAGAGUGUCCUGGAGCGUGUGAGCCUGGUUAUCAGACAACACGUUUAUGUGAUACACACUGCCCACUUGGAAGUUACAGCGUUAACUGUUCCAAGCAAUGCCCUUGCCGUUUGGGCCCAUGCGACGGUGUUACUGGUGCAUGUGGAAAUGGUGGCUGUAAAGACGGAUGGACAGGAAUAGCGUGUAAUGAAAACUGCCCAUUUGGAAGGUACAGCGUUAAUUGUUCCAAGCAAUGCCAUUGCCGUGUGGGCCCAUGUGACGGUGUAACUGGUGCAUGUGGGAAUGGUGGCUGUAAAGACGAAUGGAGAGGAAUGGCGUGUAAUGAAAAAGUGGACGAAUGUGAAUCAUACCCUUGCCAAAAUGGCGCAACGUGCAACAACCGCCUUAACGUGUACACGUGCGACUGCCUCCCGGGCUGGACAGGAGAUAACUGCCAAAACGGGAACGGGCCGCAAUGUUACCCGGUCAAAGUUCCAGAUCACACUCAAAUAUCAAACAUUUGA